Molecule: messenger RNA, 2205 nt
Organism: Orbicella faveolata
Lineage: Eukaryota; Metazoa; Cnidaria; Anthozoa; Scleractinia; Merulinidae
Product: leukocyte cell-derived chemotaxin-2-like
Source: RefSeq, a predicted model, not a curated record
UGUUCUCACAGAUUUUGUCGGUUGUUAACAGCGUUCACCAUGAAAUCUUCAUUUGUGUUUGCGGUCGUGUUGGGAAUCAUAAUCGCUCAGUCACAUGUAGGCGAAAGUGGCAGAAUGCCGUGCCUUUCACAGAUUUGCGCAAGCAACCCUUCCAACGAGAUAAGAGGAUGUGAUCGUCAGGGUUGCGGAGGGUAUGGAGCAUCACGAAGUAAACAAGUCGGAGAGAAGACACUGCGCUAUCGUCACAAAGGCAUUGAUAUCGUGUGCGAUCCCGGCUCCGACAUCUACUCACCUAUACCCGCUACAGUUACUCGUGUCCGCAUACCCCUUGGAGGAGCAAAAAAUGUAGGCCGUGUACACAACGUCGGUGUCCUCAUGAAAGGACGUGGAAUAUGGUCAGCCUACGAAGUGACGUUGUUUUACGUGAAAGUAAAAGAUGAAUUGAUGGGAACAGAUGUCGAUGAAGGCACAAUUAUCGGUGAAAUGACUGACAUGGCUACCGAGUAUGGAAAUGAUGGGAAACGCGAUAUGACAAAUCACGUUCACUUGCAAUUGGAGCUUCGUCGUAUGAAUGAGAACGACCCAGAUCGAUACGUCGACACAACUCAUUUCAGAUGUUGAGGCUUUACAGGAUAAGGAACAGUGCACGCUAUGGUACAAAUGACCGGACCGAAACAAGGAAGGAAAAUCCCGCUUCUUAAAGAACGAAUAAGUAGUUUUAAAACGAAUUGCCGCUGUGAAUUUUGUAACUUAAUGGUCAAAUAGAAGUAGAUUUACAAAAAUAAUGUAAUGUUAAAAAGCACGGCAAUAAAAGUAGCGUAAACGUAACCGGUCUAGAAUUAUUAUUGUUACUUUUGAAACAUAUUGACAGCUUGCGUUCUCUGGUUGUUGGUGUUUUUUCUUGUCCUUAACCAGAGAGUGCUCUCUUCUCUGAACUCAGAAGUGGAGGGGGGAGGGGCAGAGGGAUAAGAACCUCCCGCUUCCCCGUACCUUUAUCCCUCGACUCCCGCCCUCAUCCCUCUCGCUCCCGUCCCCUGUAAAUAAGGAGACUCAAAACACAUCAUAGUUAUUUAGGUGUGCAAUCAUUAGGCGUUUCCUUAUCCUCUUUUCCUUUGUUCUCAGCCUUGCUCCUCUUACUCACGUCUUUUGACAGCUUAAGCGACAACAUCUCAUGACCUAUGAUGUAACCACCGUAAAAGGGUUUCCAGUUUUACCGGAAGUAGGUCAGUUUUUCAGCCCAAGGGCGAAUUUUCAUUUUUCCGUCGGCCCAGAAGUCUAAAAAUAGGCUAAAUGUAACGCUUAAUAAAUGAUUCCCGAACUUCCGCUUCCUUCUCUUUCCUCUCCAGCUUCCCGCACCCUAUCUCCCGGGUUCCCGCCCCCUGUCUCCCCCUGCUCAGAAAACUAUCAUUCCCGCACGUUCUCAGAGCUUCCUUUUCUCUUGGUCACAACGCCUUCCAGCGUUCCUGGCUUUAUUACAUACUCAUUCUUGACAAGUAAUUGAAUUAUAUUCUUUUUAUCGCACUAUAUUGUAAGCUAUCUUAGAAGUUUUAGCGGGUUUUUCGUCAUUGUACUGGGAAAACUGCUCAGGUACAGGCUGUAAUAGUUACACAGUACUUGGAUAUUUUGUAGAGGCGCGGUGGGCAGGGCUAAUGGUUUUCGCGCUGGAUUCUGAAUUGUGAGGUCCGGAUUCUAAGGGGGGUGAGGGGGCUCAUUAACGACCUUGAGUUCUUGGGUCUUUAAAGGUAUGGUAAAAUCUUUAUUUAGACACGGUAUUUCCUUCAGGAUUUAACAAUAUUGAAUUAAAUUAGUCUAACUACCUAACUAAUAAAUCACUAAUAACUACUACAAUAAGAGAAAUGAUAAAAAAAAACCUGCUUUACCAGGAAGCCGUGUAUAAAAGCAAAAUGAAACUUACAUAAGACUACCAUCAAAACCAUACUUCUUCAACUUAGAUUUAAAUUCAUCAAGAGAGGGUGACUGACGAAUAUCCAAGGGUAAACUAUUCCACAAUACAGCUCCGCUCUAGGACAGACUUCUUUUACAAUAAUUAGUGCGGGGCUGUGGAAUGGCACGCGAACUGUCACUAUCUCUUAAGUUAUAUGUUAAGGUAUCGGAACGGAAGACAAAGUACGAGCUAAAGCCCCGGCCAAACGAUCGCAACAUGUCAACGCAACAUAUCGCAACAUUGUUGGGCGCAACAUGUUG